Molecule: messenger RNA, 37917 nt
Organism: Coregonus sp. 'balchen'
Lineage: Eukaryota; Metazoa; Chordata; Actinopteri; Salmoniformes; Salmonidae
Source: the annotation of a GenBank genome assembly
AUGGCUUCAUUCUCAGACUCCGACCUGCAAACCUGUCCUCUCUGCAAGGAGCUCUGCGGCUCCUCCUCCACUCCUAUUUCCUCCAACUCCUCCACCUCAUCCUCCUCCUCUCAUUCCUCCUUGUCGUCCUCCUCCUCCCGGCGCCUCCAUGUUCUCCCCUGCCUCCACGCUUUCUGCAGGCAGUGUCUGGAGGGCCAGCGCAGCCCUGGGGACCCUCUCAAACUCUGCUGCCCCACCUGCAAUCAGAAGGUCUCCAUCUCCGAAGCCGGAGUGGACUCCCUCCCUUCCUCCAACUUCCUCUUCAGUAACCUUCUGGACGUGGUGGUGAGCACCGAGGAGCAACUCCAACUCGGCCAGAAUACGAACGGCCACCACCGGGGGGUCGGUGUGGGCUCCAUACCCGGGUUCCACCACCCCCACGGCGGGCUCCUCCGCCCACACCGCCUGGGAGAGCCCCAAUGCAGCUCCUGUGACGAGGGGAACCCGGCCAGCUCCCACUGCCUGGACUGCCAGGAGUACCUGUGUGAUAACUGCGUCCGCGCCCACCAGAGGGUCCGGCUGACCAAGGACCACUUCAUCGAGAGGCUGGCUGAGAGCCUGCACCAGCACCAAGCGGAUCGAGGCAAGGCCAGCCCCAUCGGAGGAGUUGGAGAAGGAGGGGGAGGUGUGGGCGUCUCCCUGGCCCAGUCCUUUCACUACAACUUCUCACUGCUACCUUUGUUCCAGGACAGGAUGAGCUUCUGUCAGAACCACGACAACGAGGUAGGGACACACACUUGCACACACAUACACACACACAUUCAAAUGAUAAUGAGGUCUGGGCCUAGAGUAUAUGGCACAGGAGGUAGUGCCUUCACUCUGUGGAUCCACAGGGUUUCUGGGUUGAGCACUGCUUCACUACGCUGUUCUCCCUAAAUCACUACGCUGCAGCUAUAGGCUUAGUCCUUACAGCUGGUCUUCAUAUGGCCAUAGGUGUGGACUUUAGACCCUCUCACAUUAGCACUCUGUGCACACACACACACACUCACACACACACAGCCAUGUCAAAAACAAACACCAACAUAAACUGUUUAAAGCCCAGCAGUUCUGUCUGUAAUGCCAGCUAGUUGAGUGAUACCAGGCAGCCUUACCCCUGACCCCCUGGUACCACAGUGUAAUAGCAUUAUCUGUGUAGUAACCACACACACACACACCACACAAACACAGUGUAAUAGCAUUAUCUGUGUAGUAACCACACACACACACACACACCACACAAACACAGUGUAAUAGUAUUACAGUAAGUGUGUCGUAGCCAGGGCCUUACGGAGGGCCAUAUGGCCUGGAGUUCAAAGACGAGCUCAGUGGCUUUUCACCUACUUCCCUGGAGACACAGGCAGGCAUGUGCACUGUACACACCAGUCAGAGGGAGAGGCAUCUCAAUCCACAUAUGUUUCGCUGACAGCAUAGAACCCAUAGGCAGAGGGAAGAGAAGACUAGUGGCUCGGCGAGGGAGUAGAGAGGGCGACCAAUAAAAACAUUUUAAAAAAACAUGCAACUGGAACUUGGUUACUGUGAUAUCUGUAGUGGUCAAGGAGAGACAUUCCACAAGAGCAACAUUACUUAAAAGCAAGUCUUCGUUGUCCUCACUCAUUAUUAUAGGUAUUGUUUACCAGAUGGCUUCUGUUGGAGGGAGUGACUCACACACACACAUACAUCAUAUACACACACAUCAUACAUACACAUAACAUUGCCAGUAAGGGCUCUGUUUUCCAGUAAUGACUCACUCAAUGGUGUGUUUGAACUGUGAUGUCUCUGCCUCUAGUCCUCCAGCUGAUGAUUAGUUCUAGUGUUCAUCUUCCUAUCUCACCCCUCCUCUCACCCUGCCUCACCCCUCCUCUCACCCUACCUCACCCCUCAUCUCACCCUGCCUUACCCUACCUCUCCUCUCACCCUAUCUGACCCCUCCUCUCACCCUGCCUCACCCCUCCUCUCACCCUGCCUCACCCCUCAUCUCACCCUGCCUUACCCUACCUCUCCUCUCACCCUACCUCACCCCUCCUCUCACCCUACCUCACCCCUCAUCUCACCCUGCCUUACCCUACCUCUCCUCUCACCCUAUCUGACCCCUCCUCUCACCCUGCCUCACCCCUCCUCUCACCCUACAUCACCCCUCAUCUCACCCUGCCUUACCCUACCUCUCCUCUCACCCUAUCUGACCCCUCCUCUCACCCUGCCUCACCUCUCCUCUCACCCUAUCUGACCCCUCCUGUCACCCUGCCUCACCCCUCCUCUCACCCUACCUCACCCCUCCUCUCCCUGAGGGCAGAUACACACACAGUGACCCAGUUCUCCAACCUUUCCCUACACACUGGGGUCUGUACGCAGAUGAGGAAGAUCAGUACAAAGAGGAAAAGUUCCCCUUUGAUCUAUAGAGACUCUGGACCACCAUCAACCGCACUGACCAGAUGGCUUCACACACACUGCCCCCUUUCCAUGCACAUACAUUCGCAAACACUAUAUGCACAAGUAAAAAUGCACACAAACACACACACACACUCACUAUAUGCACACACACACACACACUAGACACAGACAAACUAGACACACUCACACACACACGACACACUGGAGUUGGAGGCAGGGGUUGGGGGUAGAGUUGAGUAGUGUAAAGUGUUGGUUGGUUGGUAUUCAAGUGGGGAUGGUCUCUUCUUUUACAGGCCAAUGUGGAAUGUGAGUUGUUUGGAAAUGGACAGCUAUGUGUCUAGUGUGUGUGUGGUGUGUGUGUGUGUGUGAGCGUGCACUCACACACCACACACGUGUAACCGACUCCCCUCUUGGAAGUCUUGGAUUGGAGAGUGGGGAAUGUUUGGGGGGUGGGGCAGAAAAUCUAGUGUCGGGAAUGCUGUUUGUCCAGAAUACACACACACACACACCAGUACGCAUGAGAGUGAAGCCACCUACUACUCCUCCUGUAAGUUGCUCUGGAUAAGAGUGUCUGCUAAAUGACUUAUACUAAACAAAAAUAUAAACCCAACAUGCAACAAUUUCAACGAUAGUUACAGUUCAAUUGAAAUAAAUUCAUUAGUGUCUAAUCUAUGGAUUUCACAUGACUGGGCAGGGGCACAGCCAUGGGUGGGCCUGGGAGGGCAUAGGCCCACCCACUGGGGAGCCAGGCCCAGCCAAUCAGAAUGAGUUUUUCCCCACAAAAGGGCUUUAUUACAGACAGAAAUACUCCUCAGUUUCAUCAGCUGUCCGGGUGGCUGGUUUCAGACGAUCCCGCAGGUGAAGAAGCCGGAUGUGAAUGGCCUGGGCUGGCGUGGUUACACAUGGUCUGCGGUUGUGAGGCCGGUUGGACGUACUGCCAAAUUCUCUAAAACGAUGUUGGAGGCAGCUUAUGGUAAAGAAAUUAACAUUCAAUUAUCUGGCAACAGCUCUGGUGGACAUUCAUUCAGCAUGCCAAUUGCACGCUCCCUCAAAACAUGAGAGGUCUGUGGCAUUGUGUUGUGUGACCAAACUGCACAUUUUAGAGUCCCCAGCGCAAGGUGCACCAGUGUAAUGAUCAUGCUGUUUAGUCAGCUUCUUGAUAUGUCACACCUGUCAGGUGGAUGGAUUAUCUUGGCAAAGGAGAUAUGCUCACUAACAGGGAUAUAAACAAAUUUGUGCACAAACUUUGAGAGAAAUACGCUUUUUUUUUGUUGUGCGUCAUGAAACAUGGAACCAACACUUUGCGUUUAUAUUUUUGUUCAGUGUAAAUAUAAAUGUAAAAUGUAACAUCUCGCGAGAGAAAGGGAGAGUUUGAAUUCCACAGACUAGGUCUCACUAACUCUACCUGUUUGAAAACUUUGUCAAAAUGUUAGUGAACAAAUAUGCAUACGAAUGAUUUUAAUCAUAUUCCUCACAACUGAUCAAUGACUCCAUACUCUAUAGCCCUCAAACUCAACUCUGGACCUCGAAGCCAGUUCCACUGCGUUUUGUCAUUGUUCCCCUCUAAUCAUGAACUGAUUUAGACCUGGAACACCAGGUGGGUGCAAUUAAUUAUCAGGUAGAACAGAAAACCAGCAGGCUUCGGACCUCAUAGGGUAAAGGUUGAAUACCCCUGCUCUAUAGUGAUAUCUAUUGAACAGAAAGUCAUUGUGAUGUCAUUGUGUUCCUUGCUGGUCUGAAUAUUUGCCAUGGCUAGAGUUUCUCUCCUAUUUCUAUGUGUGUAAUAUGAUUUCAUGCUUUUAAUUCACCACUAAGACACAAAUUCCAAUAUAAAUGAAACUUCUGCAGCUUGGGAAUGGGUAAUAUUAUGUUUUAAAAAUAGGGCUCACUACUAGUCCAAAUAAUGAUUUCAGUUGGUCAGAUUGAUUUAUGGAUUCAUUGCAGGAUAAAGGGUUUGCCGUUAGAAUGUUGUUGUGCUUUAUAGUUAGUCGUCAUGGUGGUCAGCUUGUCUGUGGUCAACAUCUUUUCCGUUAUAUGAUAACUACUUGGUUGGGUAAGAUGGAGUAGCCCACACACUGAGGGGAUUAGAUUAAUGCCCCGGGUGAACCGGGUUAGCUUUGAUUGCAUUGGUUUUGGAACCGGGCGGAAUCCCGGCCGUGAGCCAGUUACCCCGUUUUGGCUGACAAAACAAAAGUGACCACAAUAGGUGAAGCAGUAAUGCAGGAGUAAUGAGUAGGAUUCUGGGUUUUCACAUGCUUUAUCUGCCUUCCCAAUACAAACUAGUUUGAAAAUUCAAACAUAUGUUUUAUAUAAAAUGUUUCUUAAUGACGCAUGCCUUGUUGACAACAUGACCGAGCGGCGCAGAUUACUGCUUGAUUUGAGAAGGGCGCUCUCCUCCCUCACCGCUUUUGCCCAUUCACAUCACCGGCCAUAGCCCGGUGCACCGCGUUUCAGCUUUAUCAAACUCCCUUACUGAUAAGCGUGUGUGUGCGUAUCUGUCAGAUCCCUGUCAUCUCUUCUUCUCAUGGGCUCUGUCAUGCUGUGUAAGCAAUGUUGAUGGAAAAUUGGAUGUGUACACACACACACACAGCUCUGUCCAAAGGAGGAGCUAUGCUAUUGAAAUGUCGUCAUUAUUUUCACCCCCAGCACACACACUUCCCAUCUCUGGGUCUUUUUUUAGCUGAGGGUCAGAGGUAAGGGGUGAAGGGUCACUGGGUUAGGCUGGGGGAGGGACAGACACACACACACACACACAAAAUCUGCACUAUACGGAUGAGGCCAAAGAUUUUAACUAAUCGGUUUCAUGCCCUCUCCCCCUACCCCCUCUGUCCCAUGGGAGGUAGGUUUUACACAUGGGCCUAUUGUUUUAAUGAAGAGGAGUGUCUUUGCAUUGUAGCUCAGUGUAACACCCAUUUCCACAUCAACACACAAGUCACUCUCAUUGUUACUCUUUCUUCACACACCUCCCCCAACCUCUCUCCAUUUCCUUGUCUACUGGCUGAUCAGUAUGUUCAGCUACUACUACUACUGGUUGUUAGGCUAAAACCAGUUCUAGAGAAGAAAAAAAAACACUUACACACACACACACAUUUUGCAUAACACCCGCUAUAACAUCUGCUAAACUGUGUACGCAACAAAUACAAUUUGAUUUGAUACACACACACCAUUGUGUUGAUGGUGCCCAGCAGGAUUGGAUUGCAGCUAUCUGGCCUCCCACAGAGUCUAUUUCUUUGUCGCACUGAAAUUAUUCCCCAAGAGAACGACUGGCUUUAGGUUCCUACUGCCAGAACACGAUCAGAGAGAACACAUCAGAAAGGAGAGCUUUAUCUGACAAACACUCACACACACACACACACACACACACACACACAGUCAGUUUGUGAGGCCUUAGGAGGAAACUCGACCCAAAGCUGAGACCGAUACAAGAGCAAAGGAAUUCCCGUAACUCAAUUUGGGCCUCCUCAAGCUCUCUCACACACACACACACACACACACACACACACACACACACACACACACACACACACACACACACACACACACACACACACACACACACACACACACACACACACACACACACACACACACACACACACACACACACACACACACACACACACACACACACACACACUUAUAUAUAAAAACACACAAAUACACAUCUGGGAUUUCCCCAGCUCUCUGCAGUUCUGUGUUUCUCAUCAGCAGUAUGUUGAAGACAAUGGUGAUUAUUCCUUCAUAUGAAGGUGAUGGAGGGGCUGUUGACUGUCAAUACACCUCAUUGAAUAUACCUUUCUGUCUGGCCUGGGUGUGUUUGUGGAGGGCAGGCAUUGAAGUUUCAGAGUUUCUCCUUCUUUGUGUAUCUUCCAUCUGUGGGCAUUUAUCCUCUGAAGAUGUGUGUGUGUGUGUGUUUCUGAGCGGCCAGCAGAGUUAGAUUAUGUGAAGUCGGAAUUCCAGGGUCUUAAUUCACAACAUGUGCUUCACAAUUAGAGAACUGCCCCAAUGUGUGCUUGCUCGUGCGUGUGUGAGUGAGCGUAUCUGUGUGUGUCCCUUUGUUGCGUUCCCCUCUGACAACACAACUUAUUUUCUGUCUUAGAGAGCUUCUUUCUUCUUAGUCUACUCUCUUCUUCUUUGUCAUCAUUUCUUUAACCUGGUGAUCUCAUCGGGAUUAAAAACAUUGUCAGUAGUUGUUUGUGUCGUUGGUGUGUACACACACUGUCAUUAAUAUGAAGCUUAUUUAUAUCGACGGCAUAUUUUUCUGUGUGCGUCUCUUGCGUGCAUAUGUGUGUACUAUGAUACUCUUUGCACACCGAGGCAUGCACUGACUUGGAAGUGUCAGCUUCCUUGUGUAAGCAGGACACUUCCAUGUACGGGUCACUCUCUUUAGGCAGACACGCUGGCAUGUGUGUUGUGCCUAUGAUGUGUGUCUGUAUGUAUGUGUGUGCAUGUAUGUAUGUGUGUUUAUGUGUGUGUGUGUGUGUCAGGUCUCAUUGUGUCACUGUGAUGGAGGAUAUCUGCCUGACCCUUGACCUUACAGACACAGCUCCUACACACACAUGUCAGACAAGUAAAACAAAAUACCUACCAGCUGCUUCAGUACUCUUUCACACACCCAACUUUGCUCCGGCAACUGAGUUAGGAAGGACGCCUGUAUCUUUGUAGCGACUGGGUGUAUUGAUAAGCCAUCCAACUGAGUUAGGAAGGACGGCUGUAUCUUAAUAACGUCACCAUGCUCAAAUGGAUAUUCAAUGUCAUGUAUUUUUUUACCCAUCUACCAAUAGGUGCCCUUCUUUGCGAGGCAUUUGAAAACCUCCCUGGCCUUUGUGGUUGAAUCUGUGUUUGAAAUUCACUGCUCGACUGGGGGACCUUAUAGAUAAUUGUAUGUGUGAGGUACAGAGAUGAGGUAGUCAUUCAAAAAUCAUGGUAAACACUAUUGGUAACACUUUACAAUAAGGUUCCAUUUAUAAAGGGGUUAUAAUUACAUUAUUAACUGUUAUUUAAUCAUUUGUAAAUGCAUCUUUUCAUUUUGUAUUAAUUUGCAAACAAUUCUAAAAACUUUGACUUUAUGGGAUAUUGUGUGUAGAUCAGUAAUACAAAAUAUCAAUUUCAUCCAUUUUAAAUUCAGGAAUAAAUUUAGAAAAUGCUGUAAUGUAACAAAAUAUGGAAAAGUGAAGGGGUGUGAAUAAUUUCUGAAGGCACUGUAUCUUAAGGCACACCUAUAUACAAUAAAAGCAACAUACAUUUAGAAUCAAGCCAUGAAUAAAUACAUGAAGGUGUUAGAAUGGUGUGUGUGUGUGCACGUGUGUGUGCACCGCCACACCAGAGGCAGGUACAGUGCAUUCAGAAAGUAUUCAGACCCCUUGACUUUUUCCACAUUUUGUUACGUUACAGCCUUAUUCUAAAAUUGAGGACAUUCAGAGACUUGUCCCGAAGCCACACCUGUGUUGUCUUGGCUAUGUGCUUAGGGUCAUUGUCCUGUUGGAAUGUGAACCUUCGCCCCAGUCUGAGGUCCUGAGCGCUCAUCAAGGAUCUCUCUGUACUUGACUGUAUCCUGACUAGUCUCCCAGUCCCUGCCGCUGAAAAACAUCCUCACAGCAUGACACUGCCACCACCAUGCUUCACCUUUCGGGAUGGUGCCAGGUUUCCUCCAGAUGUGACACCUGUCAUUCAGGCCAAAGAGUUCAAUCUUGGUUUCAUCAGACCAGAUAAUCUUGUUUCUCAUGGUCUGAGAGUCUUUAGCUGCCUUUUGGUAAACUCCAAGCGGGCUGUCAUGUGUCUUUUACUGAGGAGUGGCCACUCUACCAUAAAGGCCUGAUUGGUGGAGGGCUGCGGAGAUGGUUGUCCUUCGGGAAGUUUCUCCCAUCUCCACAGAGGAACUCUGGCUCUGUCAGAGUGACCAUCGGGUUCUUGGUCACCUCCCUGACCAAGGCCUUUCUCCCCCAAUUGCUCAGUUUGGCCGGGUGGCCAGCUCUAGGAAGAGUCUUGGGGGUUCCAAACUUCUUCCAUUUAAGAAUGAUGGAGGCCACUGUGUUCUUGGGGACCUUCAAUGCUGCAGACAUUUUUUGCUACCCUUCCCCAGAUCUGUGCCUUGACACAAUCCUGUCUCUGAGCUUUACGUACAAUUCCUUCGACCUCAUGGCUUGGUUUUUGCUCUGACAUGCACUGUCAACUGUGGGACCUUAUAUAGACAGGUGUGUGCCUUUCCAAAUCAUGUCCAUUCAAUUGAAUUUACCACAGGUAGACUCCAAUCAAGUUGUAGAAACAUCUCAAGGAUAACCAAUGGGAACAGGAUGCACCUGUGCUGAAUUUCGAGUCUCAUAGCAAAGGGUCUGAAUACUUAUGUAAAUAAGGUAUUUCAGUUUUUUAUUUUUAAUACAUUUGCAAACAUUUCUAAAAACCAGUUUUUGCUUUUUCAUUAUGGGGUAUUGUGUGUAGAUUGAUGAGGAUUUUUAUUUAUUUAAUCAAUUUUAGAAUAAGGCUGUAACAUAACAAAUGUGGAAAAAGUCAAGGGGUCUGAAUACUUUCCGAAUGCACUGUAAGUUAGUCAGACUCCCUCUCUCUAUACCCUCACCCUUUCCUCGCUCUCCUCCCUCUAUUCCUCACUCCCCUUUUCCCUGCAUGCCUCCUACAAUCCAUAUCUGGAGGCAUAUGAGGAACUGUACCUUGUAACUAAUGUGAGAUCUGUCCAGUCCUGUACAGUUAUCAUCAUACCUUUCUGUCCAUCUUUGUUAUUGUUGACCCUGCUGGGCUGAGGCAUGCUAACAAAGAAACAAGUCCUUACAGCUUGUGGCAGAGUACACGUUUGCGUUGGAGUGUGCGUGCAUGUCUGUGUAUGAGACAGAGAGGGAGGAAUGGAAAGAAACUCUAUCCAAAUCCAAUUUUACAGCCCUCUAACCAAUUGUACUAUUAUGUGUGUUUUUUCACGUUAUUUGUCAUUUAUUCUGUACAUAAUGUUUCUGCCAUUGUCUCUUAUAACCAAAAAGAGCUUCUGGAUAUCAGGACAGCGAUUAUUCACCUCGUAUUGGACAAAGAUUUUUUCUUCAACGAGGCGACCGCGAAGGAUAUCCUACAGACACCCGACAAGGCCCAAAUUCCCGUAAUUCGCAGGAGAAAGAGACUGAGAUAUCGUGGACGUAGGUCGGGGUGCCUCGUAAGGAUCCGACGGCGAGCGAGUAAACUGCCUCUUCCAUCAAUCCUAUUAGCCAAUCUUCAAUCAUUGGAAAAUAAAUUAGAUGACCUACGAUUACGCUUAUCCUACCAACAGGACAUAAAAAACUGUAAUAUCUUAUAUUUCACAGAGUCGUGGCUGAACGACGACAUGGACAACAUACAGCUAGCGGGCUAUACACUACAUCGGCAGGAUAGGUCUGUGUAUAUUUGAAAUAACAGCUGGUGCACAAAAUCAAAUACUAAGGAAGUCUCGAGGUUUUGCUCGCCUGAGGUAGAGUACCUUAUGAUGAGCUGUAGACCACACUAUUUACCAAGAGAGUUUUCAUCUAUAUUUUUCAUAGCUGUCUAUUUACCACCACAAACCAAUGCUGGCAUUAAGAUUGCACUCAAUGAGCUGUAUAAGGCCAUAACUAAACAGGAAAACGCUCAUCCAGAGGCAGCGCUCCUAGUGGCCGGGGACUUUAAUGCAGGGAAACUUAAAUCCGUUCUACCUAAUUUCUACAAGCAUGUUAAAUGUGCAACCAGAGGGAAAAAAAUCUCUAGACCACCUUUACUCCACACACAGAGACGCAUACAAAGCUCUCCCUCGCCCUCAAUUAGGCAAAUCUGACCAUAACUCUAUCCUCCUGAUACCUGAUUAUAAGCAAAAACUAAAGCAGGAAGCACCAGUGACUCGGUUAAUAAAAAAGUGGUCAGAUGACGCAGAUGCUAAGCUACAGGACUGUUUUGCUAGCACAGACUGGAACAUGUUCCGGGAUUCUUCAGAUAGCAUUGAGGAGUACACCACAUCAGUCACUGGCUUCAUCAAUAAGUGCAUCGAUGACGUCGUCCCCACAGUGACCGUACGUACAUACCCCAACCAGACGUACAUACCCCAACCAACUUUUAAGCAGGUCAACAUUCACAAGUCCUCAGGGCCAGACGGAUUACCAGGACGUGUACUCCGAGCAUGUGCUGACCAACUGGCAAGUGUCUUCGCCGACAUUUUCAACAUGUCCCUGACUGAGUCUGUAAUACCAACAUGUUUCAAGCAGACCACCAUAGUCCCCGUGCCCAAGGACACUAAGAUAACUUGCCUAAAUGACUACCGACCCGUAGCACUAACGUCUGUAGCCAUGAAGUGCUUUGAAAGGCUGGUCAAGGCUCACAUCAACACCAUUAUCCCAUUAUCCCAGAAACCAUAGACCCACUCCAAUUUGCAUACCGCCCCAACAGAUCCACAGAUGAUGCAAUCUCUAUUGCACUCCACACUGCCCUUUCCCACCUGGACAAGAGGAACACCUACGUGAGAAUGCUAUUCAUUGACUACAGCUCAGCGUUCAACACCAUAGUGCCCUCAAAGCUCAUCACUAAGCUAAGGACCCUGGGACUAAACACCUCCCUCUGCAACUGGAUCCUGGACUUCCUGAUGGGCCGCCCCCAGGUGGUAAGGGUAGGUAACAACACAUCUGCCACGCUGAUCCUCAACACGGGGGCCCCUCAGGGGUGCGUGCUCAGUCCCCUCCUGUACUCCCUGUUCACCCAUGACUGCAUGGCCAGGCACGACUCCAACACCAUCAUUUAAGUUUGCCGACGACACAACAGUGGUAGGCCUGAUCACCGACAACGAUGAAACAGCCUGUAGGGAGGAGGUCAGAGACCUGGCCGUGUGGUGCCAGGAUAACAACCUCUCCCUCAACGUGACCAAGACAAAGGAGAUGAUUGUGGACUACAGGGGAAAAAAAAGAGGACUGAGCACGCCCCCAUUCUCAUCAACGGGGCUGUAGUGGAACAGGUUGAGAGCUUGAAGUUCCUUGGUGUCCACAUCACCAACGAACUAUAAUGGUCCAAACACACCAAGACAGUCGUGAAGAGGGCACGACAAAGCCUAUUCCCCCUCAGGAGACUGAAAAGAUUUGGCAUGGGUCCUCAGAUCCUCAAAAAGUUCUACAGCUGCACCAUCGAGAGCAUCCUGACUGGUUGCAUCACUGCCUGGUAUGGAAACUGCUCGGCCUCCGACCGCAAGACACUACAGAGGUUAGUGCGUACGGGCCAGUACAUCACUGGGGCCAAGCUUCCUGCCAUCCAGGACCUCUAUACCAGGCGGUGUCAGAGGAAGGCCCUCAAAAUUGUCAAAGACUCCAGCCACCCUAGUCAUAGACUGUUCUCUCUGCUACCGCACGGCAAGCGGUACCAGAGCGCCAAGUCUAGGUCCAAAAGGUUUCUCAACAGCUUCUACCCCCAAGCCAUAAGACUCCUGAACAGCUAAUCACGGCUACCCGGACUAUUUGCAACCCCACCCCAUCUUUUUACGCUGCUGCUACUCUGUUAAUUAUUUACGCAUAGUCACUUUACCUCUACCCACAUGUACAUAUUACCUCAACUACCUCAAUUAGCCGGUGACCCCGCACAUUGACUCUGCACAGGUACCCCCCUGUAUAUCGCCUCCCUACUGUUAUUUUAGUUUACUUCUGCUCUUUUUUUCUCAACACUUUUUUGUUGUUGUUGUUUUAUUUGUACUUUUUUAUUAAGAAAUACAUGCAUUGUUGGUUAAGGGCUGUAAGUAAGCAUUUCACGGUAAUGUCUACACCUGUUGUAUUCGGUGCAUGUGGCAAAUACAAUUUGAUUUGAUUUGAAUUGAACUUGUGAACUCUGUAUUCAGAGAAAUACUCUAUGUAAAAUAUUCUUAGCCCUUGUGGACAAAUAGUAGUAUUCAGAGCUCGUCUUAUAUGAUGUGUCCUCCCGUCAGUUACAGUCACUGGUCCACUUGUUUCACAAGUUCUCUGUUUUCAAUCAGGGUAUAGAUAUAGCUGUGGUAUCUGGGGCUGUGUCAGAUUUGUUAUUCAGAGAAAAGGACUCAAUUACCCAUUUCAGACAGAAGAUGUGGUAUACUACCUCUAAAAAAUAUAAGGCAAUGAUAAAAGAAUGGCGCCGGACGGGAUGGCUGCCGUUUUAAGGACUCCUAACCAAUUGUGCUAUUUUGUGUGUGUUUACGUAUUGUUUGUAACUUAUUUUGUACAUAAUGUUGACGCUACCGUCUCUUAUGACCGAAAAGAGCUUCUGGAUAUCAGAACAGCGAUUACUCACCUCGAACUGGAUGAAGAUUUUUUCUAUAAUGAGUCUGACGCGAAGGAUAUAAUGUUGCUCCCAGCCAAGGCCCAAAUCCCCGUCAUUCGCAUUAAGAAAAUGAGGAAAUACAGGGGGCGCAGAUCAGGGUGCCUUGUGAGAAUUCGUCGGCGAGUGGGUAACCCGCCUCUACCAUCCGUUCUAUUGGCCAACGUGCAGUCACUGGAGAAUAAACUGGAUGAGCUCCGUUCGAGACUAUCCUACCAACGGGACAUUAAAACCUGUAAUAUCUUAUGUUUCACUGAGUCGUGGCUGAAUGACGACACAGAUAAUAUACAGUUGGCUUGGUUUUCCGUGCAUCGGCAGGACAGAACAGCUACGUCCGGUAAGACGUGGGGUGGGAGUGUGUGUCUAUUUGUCAAUAACAGCUGGUGCGCGAUGUCUAAUAUUAAGGUAGUCUCGAGGUUUUGCUCGCCUGAGGUAGAGUACCUCAUGAUAAGCUGUAGACCACACUAUCUACCAAGAGCGUAGCCGUCUAUUUACCACCACAAACUGAAUCUGGCACUAAGACUGCACUCAACGAGUUGUAUAAGGCCAUAAGCAAACAAGAAAAUGCUGAUCCAGAAGCGGCGCUCCUAGUGGCUUUAAUGCAGGCAAACUUAAAUCUGUUUUACCUCAUUUCUACCAGCAUGUCACAUGUGCAACCAGAGGAGAAAAAAAACUCUAGACCACCUUUACUCCACACACUGAGACACAUACAAAGCUCUCCCUCGCACUCCAUUUGGCAAAUCUGACCAUCAUUCUAUCCUCCUGAUUCCUGCUUACAUUGACUUGCUCAAUAUGGAGGUGGUCAGAUGACGCGGAUGCUACGCUACAGGACUGUUUUGCUAGCACAGACUGGAAUAUUUUCCGGGAUUCAUCCAAUGGCAUUGAGGAGUAUACCACCUCAGUCACCGGCUUCAUCAAUAAGUGCAUCGACGACGUCGUUCCCACAGUGACCGUACGUACAUAUCCGAACCAGAAGCCAUGGAUUACAGGCAACUACCGCACCGAGCUAAAGGCUAGAGCUGCCGCUUUCAAGUAGCGGGACACUAAUCCGGACGCUUAUAAGAAAUCACGCUAUGCCCUCAGACGAACCAUCAAACAGGCAAAAUGGUAAAUACAGGACUAAGAUUGAAUCCUACUACACCGGCUCUGAUGCUCGUCGGAUGUGGCAGGGCUUGCAAAGUAUUACAGACUACCAUGGAAACCCAGCCGCGAGCUGCCCAGUGACGCGAGCCUACCAUACGGGCUAAAUGCCUUUUUUAUGCUCGCUUCGAGGUAAGCAACACUGAAGCAUGCAUGAGAGCACCAGCUGUUCCGGGCGACUGUGUGAUCACGCUCUCUGUAGCCGAUGUGAGCAAGACCUUUAAACAGAACAACAUUCACAUGGCUGCGGGGCCAGACGGAUUACCAGGACGUGUACUCAGAGCAAUGCGCGGACCAACUGGCAAAUGUCUUCACUGACAUUUUCAACCUCCCCCAGACCGAGUCUGUAAUACCUACACGUUUAAAACAGACCACCAUAGUCCCUGUGCCCAAGAAAGCGAAGGUAACCUGCCUAAAUGACUAUUGUUGGUAGCCAUGAAGUGCUUUGAUAGGCUGGUCAUGGCUCACAUCAACACCAUCAUCCCGGAAACCCUAGACCCACUCCAAUUCGCAUACCGCCCCAACAGAUCCACAGAUGACGCAAUCUCAAAUGCACUCCACACUGCCCUUUUCCACCUGGACCAAAGGAACACCUAUGUGAGAAUGCUGUUCAUUGACUACAGCUCAGCAUUCAACACCAUAGUGCUUUAAUCUUUUACUUUUUUACUUUCGUUUAUUUAGUAAAUAUUUUCUUAACUAUAAUUUCUUAAAACUACAUUAUUGGUUAAGGGCUUGUAAGUAAGCAUUACACCUGUUCGGCACAUGUGACAAAUAACAUUUGAUUUGAUUCGAGUGGCGCAGGGGUCUAAGGCACUGCAUCGCAGUGCUAGCUGUGCCACUAGAGAUCCUGGUUCGAAUCCAGGCUCUGUCGUAGCCGGCCGCGACCGGGAGACCCAUGGGGCGGCGCACAAUUGGCCCAGCGUCGUCCAGGGUAGGGGAGGGAAUGGCCGGCAGGGGAUGUAGCUCAGUUGGUAGAGCAUGGCGUUUGCAACGCCAGGGUUGUGGGUUCGAUAAAAAAUAAAUAAUGUAUGUGCUAACUGUAAGUCGCUCUGGAUAAGAGCGUCUGCUAAAUGACUAAAAUGUAAAUGUAAAUUUGAUAUGAUGCCCCUUAUAAAAAAAAAAAAUUAUGGGGUAGAUCAGCUUUAAUAUUGCAGAUAGAUUGUAACUUCCAUUAAUGUAAUUGUCUGCAAUUCCCCAUAUGUUUUUUUCCUGCAAAUAUAUAUACAGUGGGGGAAAAAAGUAUUUAGUCAGCCACCAAUUGUGCAAGUUCUCCCAUUUAAAAAGAUGAGAGAGGCCUGUAAUUACACGUCAACUAUGACAGACAAAUUGAGAAAAAAAAUCCAGAAAAUCACAUUGUAGGAUUUUUUAUGAAUUUAUUUGCAAAUUAUGGUGGAAAAUAAGUAUUUGGUCAAUAACAAAAGUUUCUCAAUACUUUGUUAUAUACCCUUUGUUGGCAAUGACACAGGUCAAACGUUUUCUGUAAGUCUUCACAAGGUUUUCACACAAUGUUGCUGGUAUUUUGGCCCAUUCCUCCAUGCAGAUCUCCUCUAGAGCAGUGAUGUUUUGGGGCUGGGGCUGUCGCUGAGCAACACAGACUUUCAACUCCCUCCAAAGAUUUUCUAUGGGGUUGAGAUCUGGAGACUGGCUAGGCCACUCCAGGACCUUGAAAUGCUUCUUACGAAGCCACUCCUUCGUUGCCCGGGCGGUGUGUUUGGGAUCAUUGUCAUGCUGAAAGACCCAGCCACGUUUCAUCUUCAAUGCCCUUGCUGAUGGAAGGAGGUUUUCACUAAAAAUCUCACGAUACAUGUCUGUCAUAGUUGACGUGUACCUAUGAUGAAAAUUACAGGCCUCUCUCAUCUUUUUAAGUGGGAGAACUUGCACAAUUGGUGGCUGACUAAAUACUUUUUUCCCCCACUGUACACUACCAGUCAAAAGUUUUGACACACCUACUCAUUCAAGAGUUUUUCUUUAUUUUUACUAUUUUUUACAUUGUAGAAUAAUAGUGAAGACAUCAAAACUAUGAAAUAACACGUGGAAUCAUGUAGUAACAAAAAAAGUGUUAAACAAAUAUUUGAGAUUCUUCAAAUAGCCACCCUUGAUGACGGCUUUGCACACGCUUGGCAUUCUCUUAACCAGCUUCAUGAGGUAGUCACCUGGAAUGCAUUUCAAUUAACAGGUGUGCCUUAAAAGUUAAUUUGUGGAAUUUCUUUCCGUCUUAAUGCGUUUGAGCCACUCAGUUGUGUUGUGACAAACACAAGAUACAGAAGAUAGCCCUAUUUGGUAAAAGAUCAAGUCCAUAUUAUGGCAAGAACAGCUCAUAUAAGCAAAGAGAAACGACAGUCCAUCAUUAUUUUAAGACAUGAAGGUCAGUCAAUAUGGAACAUUUCAAGAACUUUGAAAGUUACUUCAAGUGCAGUCACAAAAACCAUCAAGUGCUAUGAUGAACCUGGCUCUCAUGAGGACUGCCACAGGAAAGGAAGACCCAGAGUUACCUCUGCUGCAGAGGAUAUGUUCAUUAGAGUUACCAGCCUCAGAAAUUGCAGCCCAAAUAAAUGCUUCACAGAGUUCAAGUCACAGACAUAUCUCAACAUCAACUGUUCAGAGGGGACUGUGUGAAUCAGGCCUUCAUGGUCGAAUUGCUGCAAAGAAACCACUACUAUAGGACACCAAUAAGAAGGUCGGUUAAGACAUCUACUUUGUGCAUGACACAAGUAAUUUUUCCAACAAUUGUUUACAGACAGAUUAUUUCACUUAUAAUUCACUGUAUCACAAUUCCAGUGGGUCAGAAGUUUAUAUACACUAAGUUGACAGUGCCUUUAAACAGCUUGGAAAAUUCCAGAAAAUGAUGUCAUGGCUUUAGAAGCUUCUGAUAGGCUAAUUGACAUCAUUUGAGUCAAUUGGAGGUGUACCUGUGGAUGUAUUUCAAGGCCUACCUUCAAACUCAGUGCCUCUUUGCUUGACAUCAUGGGAAAAUGAAAAGACAUCAGCUAAGACCUCAGAAAAAAAAUUGUAGACCUCCACAAGUCUGGUUCAUCCUUGGGAGCAAUUUUCAAACGCCUGAAGAUACCACGUUCAUCUGUACAAACAAUAGUACGCAAGUAUAAACACCAUGGGACCACGCAGCCAUCAUACCACUCAGGAAUGAGACGCGUUCUGUCUCCUAGAGAUUAACGUACUUUGGUGCGAAAAGUGCAAAUCAAUCCCAGAACAACAGCAAAGGACCUUGUGAAGAUGCUGGAGGAAACAGGUACAAAAGUAUCUAUAUCCACAGUAAAUCGAGUCCUAUAUCGACAUAACCUGAAAGGCCGCUCAGCAAGGAAAAAGCCACUGCUCCAAAACCGCCCUAAAAAACCAGACUACGGUUUGCAACUGCACAUGGGGACAAAGAUCGUACUUUUUGAGAAAUGUCCUCUGGUCUGAUGAAACAAAAGUAGAACUGUUUGGCCAUAAUGACCAUUGUUAUGUUUGGAGGAAAAAGGGGGUGCUUGCAAGCCGAAGAACACCAUCCCAAACGUGAAGCACGGGGGUGGCAGCAUCAUGCUGUGGGGGUGGUUUGCUGCAGGAGGGACUGGUGCACUUCACAAAAUAGAUGGCAUCAUGAGGAAGGAAAAUUAUGUGGAAAUCUUUAAGCAACAUCUCAAGACAUCAGUCAGGAAGUUAAAGCUUGGUCGCAUAUGGGUCUCCAAAUGGACAAUGACCCCAAGCAUACUUCCAAAGUUGUGGCAAAAUGGCUUAAGGACAACAAAGUCAAGGUAUUGGAGUGGCCAUCACAAAGCCCUGACCUCAAUCCUAUAGGCAAUUUGUGGGCAGAACUGAAAAAGCGUGUGCGAGCAAGGAGGCCUACAAACCUGACUCAGUUACAGCAGCUCUGUCAGGAGGAAUGGGCCAAAAUUCACCCAACUUAUUGUGGGAAGCUUGUGGAAGGCCACCCAAAACGUUUGACUCAAGUUAAACAAUUUAAAGGCAAUGCUACCAAAUACUAAUUGAGUGUAUGUAAACUUCUGACCCACUGGGAAUGUGAUGAAAUAAAUAAAAGCUGAUUCUCUCUACUAUUAUUCUGACAUUUCACAUUCUUAAAAUAAAGUGGUGAUCCUAACUGACCUAAGACAGGGAAUUCUUACUAGGAUUAAAUGUCAGGAAUUGUGAAAAAAACUGAGUUUAAAUGUGUUGUCAUAUCUUUCAAACUGUGCUCUUUCACAAAAGUUCUCAACCUAUAACCUAUAUACUUAUUAUGGACACAGUAUGUUUUUCAUUAGUUAUUUUGUUGUUGUUAGUUGUUAUUAGUUGUUAUUAGUCCCAACCUUCAGCUCCAUUCAACCCCUCCCAUCUAUCUCUUAACACCAUCCAUAUUGGAUUUCUAUUUGCCAUAUAUUUUUCAACUGUACUGUGAUGUUUCACAAAAGUUCUGAACCCUUCUGUUCUCAUUGUUUCUACAGAUUGUAAAUUGAAAAUAAUUGUUUUUGCUAAAAGUAUUAUUAUAUUAUUGAUCGAUUGACUAAUACGUUUCAGAUCACCCAGUAGUGCUAUCUGCAGGGUUAGCUCCAGGUAAAUAUUGCAGUCCUUCAGCCAUUCCUGGACCUGUGACCCAAAACAAGCUACAAAUGGACAGUACCAAAACAAAUGAUCUAAUGAUUCUGUCUCUUCGCAGCAAAAUCUGCAGAGCUGGGAAGAUUGUAUUCCCCAUAUAAAUAACAUUCUAUUGGUAGCAAGAAUUUUGUACAAUAAUUUAAAUUGAAAAAUUCUAAGUUUUGAAUCCGGCGUCGUUUUGCGUAUCAGUUCAUAAACAAUUUGCCAUGGAAUCGGUACGUCAAAAUCUAUUUUGCAAUCUAUAUGGGACGGCUGUCAAUCCUUUGGUUUUUAAAUGAAACUGGUAUACUUUUUUAUUUAUCACUUUCUUGCAGGUACACCCCUUUUAUGGGGGGUGGGGGGUGUUGUUAAACCAUGGGGGCUGUUUUGCAUUUCAAAUUAGGGAGGUGUUAAACAAUAGAAGUAUAAAUGAAUUGACCUGCUAAAAAGCAGAGAACCAUUCACACAGACCCAAUGCCUGUAUUUUGGUUACAGGGUCUGUGAAAAUGCAGGAAUCAUGACUAGGUCUUUAGUGGGGUUUUAAAUUACCCUGUUUUUUUUUGUUUUUUUUUACCACAUACCUCUUUCAGAUAUACAAAAAAGCAGGCAUGGUAAAUUAGUGGCAUUUUGGUCUGUGUAUGAAAGGGAUAAUGUGAAGCAGUCAUGGCUGUUCUACAAAAAUGUAUUUUUACAGUGUUUCUCCAAGGCAGGUAGAGUUUCUGACACCAUGGUGUGAUGUUACUGGCUAUUCAACCCCCUCCCCCGUAUCCCUUUGGCUACAAGGAAUGUGAACUCCGGUCCUAACUACCACUACAAUGCUAUUGCUAACCUUUAUAUUUGUUUACCAGAGAGCUAGCCACCAUGCUUGCUAACCUUUUUGUUUUAUAAACCAGAGCGGUAAUAGCCACCAUACUGCUAACCCAUUAGCUUUCUUUACCAGAGAGCUAGCAACCAUGCUAACCUUAUAGCAAACCAGACAGCUAGCCACCAUGGUAAAAUUUAGCAUUGUAUACCAGAGAUAGCCAUUAGCCACCAUGUAAAUUGUUUAGCUUUAUGUUACUGUUAUUAUUCUAAUUUGAAACAAGGAGGUUUAUGUGUGUGUGUGGGGGGGGGCAUGUCCGGUGCACUAAUGAAAUACAAUAACUCACUUCCCUGUAGCUCUGCUUCACUGAAAGGGUUUUUAUGAAUGUGUGUGUAUAUGAGCGAGCGUGUGUGACAUCCAUCCCCUUCCCAGAAGGCCCCCAGGCUUCCCAGUCCACAACCCAUUUCACACACCUUUCAUGUUUUCCUGCCUCUGGUGUGUGUGUGUGUGUGUGUGUAUUUACGUGGGUUUAUGUGUAAUGUGCCCGCUUACGUGGGUGAGUGUAUGUGUGACAUGCAGGCAUACAUAGAAGGUCAAAUAUGUGUCAUUCUCUCCUGUCAUUAGCAGUUGUAUCAUCGCACACCAAAGGGGAGGCAGAUAGCCUAGCAGUUUAGAGUGUUGGGCCAGUAACCGAAAGGUUGCUGGUUUGAAUCCCUGAGCCAGCAAGGUGUGAAAAAUGCCCUUCUACCCUUGAGCAAGGCGGUUAACCCCCAACAACAACUGCUCCCCAGGCGCCAUGGAUGUUGAUUUAAGGCAGCCCCCCGCACCUCUCUGAGUUAGAUGUGGAAGACACAGUUUGGUUGAAUGCAUUCAGUUGUGCAACUGACUAGGUUUUCCUUUUCCCAUAGGACCUUUUCUUUCUUUUAAAAUGGUAAUGCUUUAUUGGGACCUGAGAGCUGAACACAGGGAGCAGAGAAUAGAGCCUGGUCUUGGCUUUAUGACUUUAUGGUCGAGGGUCACACAGCCUGCUUAGAGGGGUCAUAAACAGUUAUAAAGCCUGCAUAAAACAGUUACAAUGGCUAUACAGAAGGACAGUGGUUGUGAUCAGGAGUAGAUUGGGGUGGUGAGUGUGCAUGACUCUGUGAAUGAUUUGUCUCUAAAGGCCUCCUCUGGUUCUAGAAUGUUCUGUGUAGAAUUUACAACCCCCGUUAACUUGGUAGCACACCUAUGAUGUCAGCUUUUCUCUGAAACAUAUCUUGUUUUUCAUGUUUCUGUGUCAUGUGCUUUCUGUGUGUUAGUUGUUCUCAACGCGUGUGUGUGUUAGUUGUUCUCAACGCGUGUGUGUGUGUUAGUUGUUCUCAACGCGUGUGUGUGUUAGUUGUUCUCAACGCGUGUGUGUGUUAGUUGUUCUCAACGCGUGUGUGUGUUAGUUGUUCUCAACGCGUGUGUGUGUUGUGUUGUCACUCAGGCUCAUGGAAUGCCUAGAGAAUUUGUGUGUGUUUGUUUAACUAUCCUUGUCCCCUGUAGCUCAGUUGGUAGAGCAUGGUGCUUGCAAUGCCAGGGUUGUGGGUUCGUUUCCCACGGGGGGCCAGUAUGAAAAUGGAAAUGUAUGCACUCACUAACUGUAAGUCGCUCUGGAUAAGAACGUCUGCUAAAUGACUCAAAUGUACCAGAAGUGCUGACAAGGAUAGUAAAACAAGGAAAAUUCGGUCAAGUGGGUAAAUUUUUUGGUCCCCACAAGGAUAGUGUGUGUGUGUGAUGUAUUCUUGGAGGCUAUGAAUCUGGGGAAUUGCUAGUAGAUCCUGUGUGGGUCAGUCAAUAAUAUUAAAUCCAUUCCAGGUGUUAUGUAAUCCACAAGAAACCCCAGCCGUGUGUGACUCAUUGUUGCAGCUGACAUGAUAGUGGUGGUGAAGUCCCUAUAGUAAGUGUCUUUAUACAACUGGCCAUGUAGUCUAGCUACAGUGAAAACAUGACAACACUGUUCUCUCUAUAAGUCUCUCUUUUGUAGGUAAAGGGAUCUCAUCUCAACAUCGCAACCAUGCUUGACACAACAAUGGUCAAAAUCCUUUAGCCAGUUUCUGUCUCUUCUCAGAAAAGCAAAACUUUUUUGUUGUUGUGUCUAAUGAUCAAUGUAAGUAAAGGAAUGCUGAAUGCUCAAUUAUUAUGUUGGUUUUUCCUCCUUCAUAUUGAGAUAUCAAAGUAGUUUUUUUGGCUAGUCCAAUCUAUCGGAGGUCUUUGAAAAAAGUGAAAGAAAAACAACAUGAUAAGAAGAGUGAAGAGCAGAUGCGUUUUAGGAUCUAAUGAUCAAGAUGAUUCAGCUCAUUGGUUGGAGAUUGAAGACUUUCUCUCCUGUCUGACCCUCACCCCUCCAUCUAUAAUCAGCUGCAUUCCAUCCUUUUGUUCUGCCCUCCCCUUGGAAUUUUGGAGCGGUUGAAGGGGGGGGGGGGGGGGGGGGGGGGGCUGGAGGAGGAGAAGAGAGGGAUCGAGGAGAGGAGAACAGGAAGGGAGUAGCAUAAAGUAAAGGAGGGUGUGUGUGAGUCAUUAUAUCAUGCCUCCCCUGGGACCGGAGCCAUUAUUGAUGGAUUGAUUGCUGUUCCCACCCCCCUCCGCUCUACUCACAUUGGACAACAUUGAUCCCUGUCGCUCCAGGAUUUGUCGCUCAGCGCAUAUUUAAUGAGUCUUUUGUAACCAAUCACAGUGUAUAGGAGAUUUAGGUCAUUCUAAUGGUUACGUGUGACUAUCAAUGAGUCAGAAUUAAAACCUUUUUAUUUAUUUUGUAUUUAUUUCAAUGUGUUGAAAUUACAGAUUUAUCAAUGCAUUUUGUUAUGAUCAGUUGAUGAUGAUCUUUUUGGAAGGUUUCACUUAGUGAGUCAGUUUCUCGAAACCCAAUGUAAGCUUAUAUGUGUGUACGUGUGUGUAUGUGUGCGGUGUGUGUGUACUAAGCCCUCUUAUUGGUGUAUUGAUCCAUAAAGCCCCAUAUAGCCCUGUCUCAUCUCACUGUCAGCCCUCUGAGCCUGAGGAGGACCAGGGGUUGUGUUCAAUCAAACAGGCACUGCAGCAUUUACAUGUCAACACACCUCAUAGUCAAUAAAAAAACAAUCUCCCAAUGGUUUCUGGUCUCAUACACUCUUCCAUGACAAUUAAUACUUAACAUAUUAAAGCACUUAACCCAUUAGAAAACUAUAUAUUAUAUAUUUGAUAAUGUUUUGAUAGCAUGAUUUAAUGAACUCUCUCUCUCUCCCGCUCUCGUUAAGGUGUUUCUGUUUUUCUGUGAGACGUGCUCGGUGCCUAUCUGUAGGGAGUGUAGUGUGGGCAGACACAUGGGCCACAGCUUCGUCUAUCUACAGGACGCUGUCCAGGACUCCAGAGCCAUCACCAUCCAGCUACUGGCCGAUGCACAGCAAGGAAGACAGGCUGUACAGGUGAGUGUCUGUCUGUGUGUGUGUCAAAUCAAAUCUAUCAAAUCACAUUUUAUUUGUCACAUGCGCCGAAUACAACAGGUGUAGUAGACCUUACCGUGAAAUGCUUACUUACAAGUCCUUAACCAACAAUGCAGUUUUAAGAAAAUAAGAGUUAAGAAAAUACACAGUCCCGUGUAGCUCAGUUGGUAGAGCAUGGUGUUUGCAACGCCAGGGUUGUGGGUUCGAUUCCCACAGGGGGCCAGUAUGAAAAUGUAUGCACUUGCUAACUGUAAGUUGCUCUGGAUAAGAGCGUCUGCUAAAUGACAAAAAAUGUAAAAGUAACACAAUAAUGAGGCUAUAUACAGGGGGUACUGGUACCGAGUCAAUGUGCAGGGUUGUUUUUGUCCCAGCACCAGUUUAGAAAUGUGGGAUAUUCUGCAUAUCACCCACACACUCCUCUCUAGACCUCACUGUAGCAUGGGGUUAGAUGUAGCCAGCUGGCCCUGGGAGGGGUUGGGUCGCCUGGGGUGACGGGUGUAGGGGGUAGGGCUGGGGGUCGGCAGAGAAUGGCAUUUACCCAAGUUACGCAUGUGAAAGAGAGGAGGUGAGGGGGAGGAGGUGAGACAGGGGGAGAGAGAAGAGGGGAAGUUAAAGCAGGACGAGGGGAGGGGAAGAGAGGGGAUGAAUAAAGGGGAGACGGGUAAGACGGAGGAAGGGAGAGAAGAGGAGGAGUAGGGGAGAAGAUGGGUGUUACUGAUAAUGCUAGAUAAUAUCUAUUCAGCCAUGGUGUUGAUACCCAUGUCCUCCCACACAGACACGUGUUCACUGACAAGCAGCUGGCACUGAGACUGAGAAAAACCGAAUCAAAUUCUAUUGGUUGCGUACAUACAUAGAUUUGCAGAUGUUAUCGCAGGUGCAGCGAAAUGCUUGUGUUUCCAACUCCAACAACGCACUAAUAUCUAGCAAUAAUAAAAUAAACAAAAUAAACAAUACACACAUAAUAAUUAAAAAGAUAUAGAUAUUAGAUCGAGCAAAACUUUUACACAUAAAUAGUAUUCUAUUCAUUCUAUGGGUUUAGGAAAUAUUUCCUUUAAGAAACGUUGCCUUUAUUAUUGUACAGUGUUGUGUUAUUAGUAAUGGAUUUUGAGAGUAGGUUCGCCUAAUAGUACCAAAGGGUUAACUGUUAAAAACAGUUACUGAUGUAAUCACUCUGACUGACACACAUUCUCUGAAUGUCUACUGGAGACUGCAGAGUUAUGUUCACUCCCUCUGAACAGUUGAGAAUGGUUUUGAAACAGAUGGGUAUGUUGCUGAAUGGGAUGCUUUGUUAUAGUACUUUCUGGAAACCAGAGUUACCAGGAGUUGUGAGAUGUUAUGUAACCUCCCUUGAAGGUUGGUCAAUGUUGUGAACCUCGACCCUGGAAGGUGUGUGUAAAGCCGGGUGUACAGUAGACAACUCUCAAAAUCCUAAAAUUGCUGAGCCUCUCACAUUAAACGACCAUCUUUCCUGUAGUUUUUUUUUUGUCUUGCCAACAUAGUGGUGCGCACACUAAACAAUGUGGCACAGACGGUGGUCACUCACUACAAGAUCCUUCACUUGGUCGUGAGGAUUCUCCAUACCAUGCUGUCUCGUUAAAACAAUGAUGUGAUGAUGUGAUUAGAUUUAACGUAGCUACAACAAGCUGUGGCUCAAAGCAGCCUCAGAAAUAUUUUCAGUCAGACAUUCACGCUUGCCAUACAGAGUUGAAAUAUCUAGCCAACAUUUUGAAUUGAAUAACAUUGCUUGUGGACUUCAGAACGAUUUGACACAUUGGCUUUGGCAAGUACAAACGCAUACUCGUAGUAGUCAUCGCUCCUGCUCGAGAGUCUACACAUUCUGGGUGAUGCAAAACAAUGUCAUCAUCUCACUGGCUUCUCUGGCAAGCUCUCAUUGGCUAUGUCUGAUUACCGUUCUCAAGACGUGUCUUUGCACAUCUCACGCUACAAGAGUAUUGCAGAUUUUGUGCCGAUAAAAUCAAACAUGUUUGAAAAUAUUGGGACGUCUGGGACUGCUCAAAGACGAGAUCUGUAGCCCACAGAUUGCGUCUCAUUAAACGAGCGUCGGUGACGGCCGCUCGCCCGAGUAGGCAAUGACAUGGGGAUUUUGUCUCCAAUCUCAAAAACUAAAUCGGGACCAACAUCGUGUAGUGUACACCUGGCUUUAACCUGGUCAGGACUCAGCGUAACCCUGAAACACUAUCUAGUCCAGCAAGCCAAGCCAAGGUUAUGUUAUGUACGUCAUAAGAGGAGUCCACAUUAUCAUCACUCUACAACUAGUCCCUCUCUCUAUAUCCUGAUACAGACCUCGGACAGGCACACACACACAUAAACACACCACCUCUGUACCAGAAUAUUUCUGCCCACUCCACAUCCAUUAUCUCCUCAGACCUCCGACCCUGAACUUGUGACCUGCUGGUUGGCCGGAGCUGCCUUACGCUGCUUCUGAUUGGUCAAUUUUACCUCCUGUGUCCCAAGCGGACACAUUUACCAUGAUCAGCCAUAUGGACGCUUAACAGUUAAAACAUACAUUUGAAAAAAUAACUUUUAGUCAUUUAGAAGACACUCUUAUCCAGAGCGACUUACAGUAGUGAGUGCAUACAUUUGCAUACUGGACCCCCAUGGGAAUCGAACCCACAACCCUGGUGUUAAGUGCCAUGCUUUACCAACUGAGCCACACAGGACUAGGACCACAUACUGUAUCUCCUAGUUCAUUCAUUCAAUGUCAUUUGUGUUACACAUUUGAGCUUACAAUUAGUCCCAAAUCUCUCUCUCUCUCUCCUAUUACUCUCUUGCUCUCUCUUUCGCCCCUCUCUCUUCCCCCCUCUCCCUCUCUUUCUCUUUCUCUGUCAGUAUUGAUAAAGCCAUUCCCCUCCUCCCUUCCUGCUGUUGUCUCCAGGGGUCCUGAUAUAGCUGACCCUUUAGCUGCCCGUCCCAAACGGCCAGCGGGAGAAGAAAGGACCCUGCUGUCAGGCUUUGUUCCCCAGGGUGUGGGUCUUUAGCCAUGGGUCAGGGGUCAAUGACCUCAGGGGGAUUUAAGUGACCUUUGACACCCCACUCCAGGUGAUGUCACAAAGGAGCCCCUCCCCCUGGCAGUGUGAGGUCCAACUCACCCCUGACCCCCAAAAUGAAGGAGGGAGAGGUACAGACUGAUAAAGAGAGAGAGUGGAGGAAAAGAGUGAUAAACAGAGGGGGAAGAGUAAGGAGAGGGGGAAAAGAAAUGGAGGGAGGGAGAGAGAGAGAGACAUAAAUGACAAAUAUUAUACAAAACAUUAAGGACACCUGCUCUUUCCAUGACAUAGACUGACCAGGUGAAUCCAGGUGAAAGCUAUGAUCCCAAAGUGACACUACUCCCUCUACUGUCGCUUAUCUUCCUACUCACACUCAUUGACUUCAAAGGCCACUGCUCAUGUUGAGUAAGAUCUGCGAAGUGAGGAGUUGGGAACUACCACCUAUGUUAGGAGGGAUGUAGUGUCAUUGUGUUGUGUGAGGUUAUGUGCUAUUCCUGACCCCCAGAUAUCCUGUGUCCUGUCUACUUUCUGAAUUUUAGUAUGUCAUAACAGAGCAGGUGUCUGGUCACAUGAGAGGGUGAUGAUGUGUUAUAGAGUGUCUUUAAAGGGGCACUGCAGUUGCUACAUCCAUUUUUGUACACAUUGAUUCUUGAAAAAUAUAACUUAUAAAUAAAUGCCUCAUGAGCUUAGUUCAACUGUCAUACACCAUCAGAACCCAAAAUAUAAGCUUGUUUUACUCCACUGUUUGUAAACAAAGUAAAUGUAAACAAACACUGUAUAGCCUCAAAACAUGGUUAAAUCUAUACUUUUGAUUCCAUGGAUGGUCAGUCCUUUUCUCUACAGCUCUGUCUAUACUUUUGAGAGUGUUUACAUUUCUCCAGCCCUAUCCCUCAGCUUUUUACCGAAUGCUUUGUUAUUGUUUUAACUGCGGAUUGCACCUUUAAGUCAUAUUUCCUGGCCACUUCCUGUUUCCUGCAUGAUAUAGUUGAUAUUCCUGUGUGGAGUUGACUAUGGACCAACCAGGAGGUGGUGUGUGAUUGUUCAAACCCCCUGUUAUAUUCUAUUACAUCUACUGUAGCUGAGUAUAUGGAGAAGUGUGGUAUUUCUAACCUUGUUAGUUCUUGUUCAUCUGAGAAUGGAGAAAGUCCAGUGGUCUUGUAUGAUAUUUCUAACCCCGGUCAGUUUGACCCUGUACUAUCAUGUUCCCCUGUUAUAGCUGAGUAUGGAGAACGUGCAGGUGGUGUUUUGUCAAAUCUCUAACCUGUUAUUUAUUGUAUUGCCCAGGUCAUAGCAGAGCAGCUAGAGAUCAAGACCAAGGUGGUGGUGUGUAUUAUUUCUAACCAUGUAAUAUCGUGUUCCUGUGUUCUAGCUGAGUAUGGAGAAAGCCCAGGCCAUAGUGGAGCAGGUUGAGAUCAAGGCCAAGGUGGUUCAGACAGAGGUGAAGAACAUCAUCCUCAGACACAAGAAAGCCCUGGAAGAGAGAGAGUGUCAGCUACUCUGGAAGGUAAGUAUUUUAUUUUCUCCAUCUGUGUGUGUGUGUUCCUCUCUGCUCUCUGCUCUCCACUCUCUCUCUCUCUCUCUCUCUCUCUCUCUCUCUCUCUCUCUCUCUCUCUCUCUCUCUCUCUCUCUCUCUCUCUCUCUCUCUCUCUCUCUCUCUCUCUCUGGUUUACAUGGUUAGUGGAAUGAGUGGAAUGGUAUCAAAUACAUCCAACACAUGGUUUCCAUGUGUUUGAUGCCAUCCCAUUUGCUCCGUUCCAGACAUUAUUAUGAGCCGUCCUCCCCUCAGCAGCCUCCACUGGUGGGAAUCUAUUUACACAUCUAUAGACACAUUGUGCUGGUUCUACAUGUCUGCAUACACACCUAACAGUGUAGUGGAGUAUUUGCAUGUAGCUGGAAUGUGAGGUGUGGUAUGUUGGAUUUUUACACGUGUGUUGCCUGACACAGGUAUGACUAUGUGGCCUCAGAACCAGGAAGCGUGACCUGAUUCUCCCUGUCCACCCACAUGACUUUACUAGUGCUUUGUGUGUGUGUGUGUGUGUGUGUGUGUGUGUGUGUGUGUGUGUGUGUGUGUGUGUGUGCGUGUGUGUGUUUGACUCAUGACUCAGCCAGUGUUUACGAACCUCUCUCUUUACCUGGCCUAAAUGCAGAGUGAAACCUGACCCAUUGAAGAUUCAAUAACAAACAGGGUAAACUGUACCUAGUAUCUCCAGGCUCUGAUACACAACUCUCUCUGACUCUGAAGAGGAAGUCUUGGAUUUAGAAUCAGAAUGGGCUGCUGUUGGAGCUCAAGAAUAGGAUAUAUCAACUCAUGUGAAACCCAGAGAGCCAGUGGUAAAACAUGCAUAUAUUCACAAACAAGUUAAAGGGACAUUUGAUUUGAUUUGAUUUGAUUUAAAGGGAAAUGUCACAAUUUUUUAUCUUCAUAUUCAUCAUCUCCAGCACCACCCAAACAUCAACAUAUGUAAAAAAAGGCACAUUUCUAUGUUUUGUAGAAAAAAAGAUAGAGGAAGAUAAAUGUUUCCAAUGACAUCAUCCGUGUACAUCAUGUAAUUUUAACCAAUUAUGAGUAGGCAUUGCUUACUAAUUCCUAUAUUUUUUACUACAAAACAUAGAAACGUGCUAUUUUCACAUUUGUUGGUAUUGGGAUGGUGCUGGAGAUCAUGAAUAUGAAGUUGAACAUUUGAGAAAUGUCCCUUUUAAUAUGCAGAAUACUCAUAUUUGUGUGAGCGUGUAUGUUUGUGUGUGUGUUCGAAAGGUGCAGGGGCCGGAGAGAGGAGAUCAUGGUUUUAAUCAUGUAAUCAAAGGACACAGCUGGUCCGCCACACGCCCCCACACACACCCUUCCCUUCAUGUUUUAACCUGUCAGAGGUGGACCCAUAGCUUUAACCUGAUCCUCACCAGUCUACCAUUAAAACCAACCUUUACUCAUAGCCUUCCGCUAGCACCAUAAAAACUACAGCUGCUGGCGGUGUGUGUGUAUGAAUGUGUGUGUAUGUACAGUGGGGAGAACAAGUUUUUGAUACACUGCCGAUUUUGCAUGUUUUCCUACUUACAAAGCAUGUAGAGGUCUGUAAUUUUUGUCAUAGGUACACUUCAACUGUGAGAGACGGAAUCUAAAACAAAAAUCCAGAAAAUCACAUUGUAUGAUUUUUAAGUAAUUAAUUUGCAUUUUAUUGCAUGACAUAAGUAUUUGAUACAUCAGAAAAGCAGAACUUAAUAUUUGGUACAGAAACCUUUGUUUGCAAUUACAGAGAUCAUACGUUUCCUGUAGGUCUUGACCAGGUUUGCACACACUGCAGCAGGGAUUUUGGCCCACUCAUCCAUACAGACCUUCUCCAGAUCCUUCAGGUUUCGGGGUUGUCGCUGGGCAAUACGGACGUUCAGCUCCCUCCAAAGAUUUUCUAUUAGGUUCAGGUCUGGAGACUGGCUAGGCCACUCCAGGACCUUGAGAUGCUUCUUACGGAGCCACUCCUUAGUUGCCCUGGCUGUGUGUUUUGGGUCAUUGUCAUUCUGGAAGACCCAGCCACGACCCAUCUUCAAUGCUCUUACUGAGGGAAGGAAGUUGUUGGCCAAGAUCUCACGAUACAUGGCCCCAUCCAUCCUCCCCUUAAUACGGUGCAGUCGUCCUGUCCCCUUUGCAGAAAAGCAUCCCCAAAGAAUGAUGUUUCCACCCCCAUGCUUCACGGUUGGGAAGGUGUUCUUGGGGUUGUACUCAUCCUUCUUCUUCCUCCAAACACGGCGAGUGGAGUUUAGACCAAAAAGCUCUAUUUUUGUCUCAUCAGACCACAUGACCUCCCAUUCCUCUUCUGGAUCAUUCAGAUGGUCAUUGGCAAACUUCAGACGGGCCUGGACAUGCUCUGGCUUGAGCAGGGGGACCUUGCAUGAGCUGCAGGAUUUUAAUCCAUGGCGGCGUAGUGUGUUACUAAUGGUUUUCUUUGAGACUGUGGUCCCAGCUCUCUUCAGGUCAUUGACCAGGUCCUGCCGUGUAGUUCUGGGCUGAUCCCUCACCUUCCUCAUGAUCAUUGAUGCCCCACGAGGUGAGUUCUUGCAUGGAGCCCCAGACCGAGGAUGAUUGACCGUCAUCUUGAACUUUUCUAAUAAUUGCGCCAGCAGUUGUUGCCUUCUCACCAAGCUGCUUGCCUAUUGUCUUGUAGCCCAUCUCAGCCUUGUGCAGGUCUACAAUUUUAUCCCUGAUGUCCUUACACAGCUCUCUGGUCUUGGCCAUUGUGGAGAGGUUGGAGUCUGUUUGAUUGAGUGUGUGGACAGGUGUCUUUUAUACAGGUAACGAGUUCAAACAGGUGCAGUUAAUACAGGUAAUGAGUGGAGAACAGGAGGGCUUCUUAAAGAAAAACUAACAGGUCUGUGAGAGCCGGAAUUCUUACUGGUUGGUAGGUGAUCAAAUACUUAUGUCAUACAAUAAAAUGCAAAUUAUUUACUUAAAAAUCAUACAAUGUGAUUUUCUGGAUUUUUGUUUUAGAUUCCGUCUCUCACAGUUGAAGUGUACAUAUGAUAAAAAUUACAGACCUCUACAUGCUUUGUAAGUAGGAAAACCUGCAAAAUCGGCAGUGUAUCAAAUACUUGUUCUCCCCACUGUAUGUGUGUGUGUGUAUGUGUGUUCAUGUGUGUUAGAUCUGGGAUGAUAAACCAGAAAUUAUCGACACUGACCAAAUGGAUCACUUAUCGCAGGCAUUUUGCUGAUAUUGUUCAUUGAGUAGCCACGAUAAAUAGCCUAUACAAGAGAAAUGUGACAUGUGAAAUGAAAUACAUUUGCUAAUAUGUGUGAUUGUUAAUGGGACAAUUUAUGGCUACAACCAUCAAACUAGUAGUAGUAGUUUAAAAUAUCUUUAAAAAAAACAACUGGUUUAUCACAUCAAUUCAGGCAGUUUAUCGCGAUAUGGAUUUUUGUCCAUAUCGCCCAGCUCGUGUGUGUGUGAGGUCAGAAGAUCAUACAGGAGGUUUUCACUUACCGUGGUCUCUCUUUAAAGCCCUCAUAUAUACCCACAGAACCCAGCUUCACUUUUCUCUCCUGAUAAAGUCAUUAAAGGCUAACCCCCUUACACACACACACACACACACACACACACACUCUCUCCUUCUCUUUGAAAUCCAAGCAGUCUUUUGUGUGUGUGUGUGUGUGUGUGUGUGUGUGUGUGUGUGUGUGUGUGUGCGUGCAUGUGUGUGAGGGAGAAGGAGUACACCUAAACAGGAGAUGGGGAGAUUUCUGUAGCGUGGUUUAACCAUUGUGCACGCAUGUGUGUGCAAGUCUAUUGUGAGACAGACAGAUCCAGGUUGGGGGCUCCCUCCCGUCUCCGUAACAGGAUUAUCCCUGAUUCAAACCACACUUCUACUUCCAACAGGGUCUAACAAAGACCCCGUCUCUCUUUUAGAUUCUCCUUUGUUUCUGCUAAAAGGUUCUAUUUAACAUAGAACCAGACAGGCUGGGGGGUUUAGUCCUUCUCUUUAACAUAGGAAGAGGUUAGCCUUUUGUUAAGUUUUGUGUAGUAAUGUUGUUAACCCCUACCUCUUUGAACCCCCCUUAUCCCUUCUCCUUCUGUUGAAUGGCCUUUUCAGUCAGUCAGUACUGUCACUGUAUUACCCUUUACAGACAGACUUUACAGUAUGUUGCCUGUAAACAAAACAAAAAAAUCGGGCAAUGUAUUUUAGAGCCCAAUUCCUACAGUCCCAUUUUUACCACCUUCUUGCCAGGAUAAGCCUUUUAUAUCUCCCGUGCACAUGCCGGCAAGUUUAGGAGUGGGAGUAGAUGUGGGCCGAUGUGGGUGGAUGUCUAUUUUAAUAAAACCAUUUAAUAUACACCAUCACAAAGAAAUCCAUUAUUAAUUAGUUUAGGCAAGUCCUAUGAAACAUUCUAAGACUAAUAACAUUUAUUUUCAAAAUAAUAUAAUGGCAUAUAUGUUACUGGUCUGUGCAGUCUAUAGGCUACAUGGCUGCGCAAUGCAAAUGAAAUCAAUAGUUAUUUUGUUCAUUAAACAGACAAGACACACUUAGACUACACUGAUCACAGUCAACAUACAUAUUUUAUAGUAGGCUAAGAAUAUAAUGAAAUAUAACAGGAUAAAAUACAAAUAAUAUUUUUCCCACACAACGUCACGAGAAUCUGUGUAACCUCUGUCAUAUAAAAAUAGUGAUAUUUUGAAACCGAGCCCACGCCAAGCCCAUGCUUUCCUACCCAACUCCGCUUUGUUAGGGAGCAGGCGUAGGGUCUUACAUUUGAGGGUAUCUUCAUCAUGAUACCGAUAGAAAAUAAUAGCAAUCUAUAUUUUCAAAAGCAUGUGAGUCUCGUGUUCAUAUUUCUCAACCUCUGCAGGCUUUUGGAGUUACCUACACGCGAUCGAGCAAAAUAAUAGGCCUACACUUGAUUUAGGCUACAUUAUUGCAUGCUAAAUGUUUCUGAUCAGUGAAAGAUGAGCAAACAUAUAGAUGAGCUAUACCACCUCCACUUAUUUGCCCAGCCAGGAAAUUAACCAAAUAUACAGAUGGAGAUUCAGUGAUACAAAAUCCCAUUGAUUGGUUAAGACAAGUCACAGGCUUUUGGUCGGAAGAAGGCCUAGGGUACUAAGCGACAGAGUGAAGAGCAAAAUAAUCCACUUGUUAAACUAUAUAACAUGCUGGCAAAAUGUUCUGAUCAGUGCUAAUAAAUGAGCCAACUAGACAAGAUGAUCAUGAGCAGCACUCACCUCAGCUUAGCUAACAUUUCUACAGCCUAAUUGUUGCUUAACCAAUAUCCAACUGGAGAUUCAGUGAUUGAUUUAUCAAGACGAGUCCCCACGCUUGUAUCAAAGCAGAGAAAAACGGUUAUGAAAUAGUUUAACACACGCUGGUAGACUAUUGGUUCAAAUGUGUUAUAAAAAUUGGAUGACUGGGAGUUUCAGUAAGCAAUACUUUGAUGCAUUAGCCUGCUUUUCAAUUGCAUUAGCCUACUUUUUUCCAAUAUUUACGCAGUAAUUCUUUAUUGAUCCAUCCAGUUAUGGUCAAGAAAACUGUGCAUGUGGUGGGCUAUGCAAAGAGAUGGGUGAAGUGACAUGCCUCGCAAAGUUUAGAACUGGCAGGAGGAUAGUAGUAACGGGGCGCUGCCUAGCAACCAUCAAGAGCUUAAGAGCGUAGUGCGUGCCAAUGCUGCCUCAGCAUUACCGCUACAUUUCAUACUAAGCAGUAGGCAGAACUUUACCGCAAUCAUGACUAGGUUGGUUGGCGGCAAUACCUUUCAUAUAUAAAGAAAAGUUGGCGGGAUGCUAAAGUUAUUGGAAAAACGUCUUGGUUUGAAAGAUGUACAUGUGUUCCACAGGUCACUAUAACCUGUACACUGAUUUACAUUCUAUACUUUUUGUAAUUUAGAGCAGGGGUCUUCAAACUUUUCUUGCCCAGGGACCCCCACCGAGGCAAACCAGCUACCCAGGGACCGUUUUUCAUUAUUUUGACCUCCCCACAUAUAUAAUUGGAAGAGGAAGUGUCAACUCUAACAUAGCCUAUUAGCUAGAAAGGUAACUCCAAACACAUUUUUGCUAAGAGCAGCAGCUGUUUAGCUGGUUAAACAAAGGUUAGUCAUGUGUUGGCAAAAAUGUAUGUCUAAGUCAAGAAAGCUUACCAAAAGCCAGCUGCACUUGUCCAAUCUGGCCUUCAUACCAUCAUGGCCACCUAAUCAUCACCAGCUUCCAAUUGGCUCAUUCAUCCCCCCCUCGUCUCCCCUGUAACUGUUCCACAGGUCGUUGCUGUAAAUGAGAACGUGUUCACAGUCAACUUACCUGGUAAAAUAAGGGUAAAAUAAAUAAAUACAAAUAAUAAUUGCCGCGACUGGUACUCGCGGUUGCUUUUUCAAAGCCUAUGUCAGAUUCUUCAAAGUAGCCACCCUAGUAGUAGUUUGCAUUGAUAACAGCUUUGCACACUCUUGGCAUUCUCUCAACCAUUUCAAUUAACAGGGGUGCCUUGAUAAUUUGUGGACUUUCUUUCCUUCUUAAUGUGUUUGAGCCAAUCAGUUGUGUUGUGACAAGGUAGGGUUGGUAUACAGAAGAUAGCCCUAUUUGGGAAAAGACCAAGUCCAUAUUAUGGCAAGAACAGCUCAAAUAAGCAAAGAGAAAUGACAGUCCAUCAUUACCUUAAGACUUGAAGGUCAGUCAAUCCGGAAAAUUUCAAGAACUUUGAACGUUUCUUCAAGUGCAGUCGCAAAAACCAUCAAGCGCUAUGAUGAAACUGGCUCUCAUGAGGACCGCCACAGGAAAGAAAGACCCAGAGUUACCUCUACUGCAGAGGAUAAGUUCAUUAGAGUUACCAGCCUCAGAAAUUUCAGCCCAAAUAAAUGCUUCACAGAGUUCAAGUAAAAGACACAUCUCAACAUCAACUGUUCAGAGGAGACUGCGUGAAUCAGGCCUUCAUGGUCAAAUUGCUGCAAAGAAACCACUACUAAAGGACACCAAUAAGAAGAAGAGACUUGCUUGGGCCAAGAAACACGAGCAAUGGACAUUAGACCGGUGGAAAUCUUUCCUUUGGUCUGAUGAGUCCAGAUUUGAGAUUUUUGGUUCCAACCACCGUAUCUUUGUGAGACGCAGAGUAGCUGAACGGAUGAUCUCUGCAUGUGUGGCUCCCACCGUGAAGCAUGGAGGUGGAGGUGUGAUGGUGUGGUGGUGCCUUGCUGGUGACACUGUCAGUGAUUUAUUUAGAAUUCAAGGCACACUUAACCACCAUGGCUACCACAGCAUUCUGCAGCGAUAUGCCAUCCCAUCUGGUUUGCGCUUAGUGGGACUAUCAUUUGCUUUUCAACAGGACAAUGACCCAACACACCUCCAGGCUGUGUAAGGGCUAUUUGACCAAGAAGGAAAGUGAUGGAGUGUUGCAUCAGAUGACCUGGCCUCCACAAUCAACCGACCUCAACCCAAUUGAGAUGGUUUGGGAUGAGUUGGACCACAGAGUGAAGGAAAAACAGCCAACAAGUGCUCAGCAUGUGGGAACUCCUUCAAAACUGUUGGAAAAGCAUUCCAGGUGAAGCUGGUUGAGAGAAUGCCAAGAGUGUGCAACGCUGUCAUCAAUGCAAAGGGUGGCUACUUUGAAGAAUCUCAAAUAUAAAAUAUAUUUUGAUUUGUUUAACACUUUUUUGGUUACUACAUGAUUCCAUAUGUGUUAUUUCAUAGUUGUGAUGUCUUCACUAUUAUUCUACAUUGUAGAAAAUAGUAAAAAUAGAGAAAAACCCUUGAAUGAGUAGGUGUGUCCAAACCUUUGACUGGUACUGUACAUUUGCAGACCCCCUGCAGUAAAUCAUACCCCUGAUUUAGAGCAAAAAAUGUGAGAUUUAACAAACUACUGUUUUCACACUACUGGAGGUUGCCCUUACCCAUAUGAACUAAUCUCUCGCUCUACCCUUCUCCCACUCUCCUCUCCUGCCCCCCCCCCCCCCCCCCCCCCCCUCUCCCAGGUUGAGAAAAUCCGCCAGCUGAAAGCCAAGUCCCUGUACCUGCAGGUAGAGAAGCUGCAUCAGAACCUGACCAAGCUGGACAGCACCAUUGCAGCCGUCACUCAGGUAUGGGAGAAGUUGCAUGUCCCCCUCUGUGGGGGGGGGCUUAAGGCGACCAGGUUUUAAAUACUAUGUUCAAAGGCGUUAAAGUCAUUAUAUGUUGUCUGUGUCUCCUCGCUUCAUAACUUAACAUCAGGUGCUGGACGAGGGCCGUCACCUGGACGUGCUGCUGGCCAGAGAACGUAUGCUGACCCAGAUCCAGGAGCUCAAGUCUCUCAGAGGACUGCUGCAGCCACAGGAGGAUGACAGGUUCAUGUUCAUGCCUCCAGACCAGGUAAAUAACUGCUCUAUGUUCACUCCUCCUGACCAGAGGAGAGGGGUUAGAGAUUUUUGGGCUCUCUGUGCACUCUGAGCCAAUGUUAUUGACUGUUACAGUAAUAGUACAACACUGUUGCCAAAUUUCUCUUUGGACGAAUGGAAGUAUUGACUUGUCUGCGAAUUUCAUGUACAUUAUUUUUCUAUAUCCACUCGUCCAUGACUUAUUAAUAGUAUUAUUGAUGAUAUUAUUCAUGUGAUAUCAUUAUUAUCUCUCCCAGGCCCUGUACAUAGCCAUCCAGUCCAUGGGGCUGAUCAGUAGUGGAGCGUUCGCUACCGUCACCAAAGCUCACGGCGAGGGUCUAAAGACUGCACUCCGCGGCAAGCCUGCCUCCUUCACCGUGAUUGGCUACGACCAUGACGGGGAGCCCCGCCUCUCGGGCGGUGACGCGGUGUCAGCAGUAGUGAUGGCAGCGGCGGAUGGUAACCUGUCGGCUGCGGAGGUGUCUGACCACCUGAACGGGUCGUACACAGUCAGCUACCUGCCCAAAGCAGAGGGAGAAUAUCUGGUGUCAGUUCUGGUCUGCAACCAGCACAUCAUGGGUAGCCCCUUUAAGGUAAAAUGUAUAGUAUUAUUAUAGUUACAACAACCAAAUAAUAUAUUUGCACAUUUCAAUUUUCUAUGACCAUCUUAAGCCAGUGGUUUUUUUUAAGGAACUCAGUCUGUCUUUCAACUUACUCUUGAAAGUUGUAAUAGUAGAAUGCACAACAGGCAGUUUCGAAAUUGGGUAGUGCAUCAUUAGUUUUCCUCUUGUCAUAUCAGUCAUUGCAUACUUUAGAGAGCUAUUUAUAACUUGUCAGAAAUGUCCAGAUCAACUAGCCCAUGUCAGCUAACGUUUUUUAUCUAGGUUUUUUAGCCCAUAGAUUUUGUAGUAAUGUUUGAGUCUCUCAAAUAUCACAUGAAUACACAUUAGACAUGGCUAAAUGUAUCAAAUUGCAAGAUGCAAGAAAAUUUGCUUUAAAACUGCAACAUUUUAUCUGCACCUCAUGACAGAAUGUGUAGAAUUGCAGGAAAUAAGCUUUAAACCUGCAAAAUGUUCUCUCCGCCAACAAGAGGGGUGUGAACAGUUUGUGUCAUGAACAGUGCUUGUGCCCAUAGAAAUAGACGUGGCUCGUGCGCGCGUGCAGGGGGGGCAUGGAUGUUCCCCAAUGCUGGGAGGGGGGCCUGAGUGAAAAAGUUUGGGAACCCCUGUCUUAAGCAACAAGAAAGUAAUUAAACUUUAACAUUGCAGCAAUGUAGAAUGUUAAGUUAGAAUGUUAACAUUCUCCCUGCCUGUGUUCUAAGGUGCUGGUGAAGUCUGGGCGGAGCUACGGCGCCCUGGGGUCCCCGGUGUCUGCGUUCGGUGGUGAGGGGGAGGGGGAAGGGCAGCUGUGUCGCCCCUGGGGGAUCAGCGUGGACAAGGAGGGAUACGUGGUCGUGGCCGACCGCAGUAACAACCGCGUACAGGUGGGUUUCAUUCAUUCAACUGGAAUCCUAAGGAGAAAUGGUUUUAUGAUGCUAGCUAGCUCUCUCUAGCCCUCUCUAGUGAGAACUGAAGCAUAGCGUGUACAGUGGCAACCUAAUAUCACGUUUGAAAAAACAAUGUUCUUCUUCUGCUACUGCUCCUAUCAUCCAGAUCUUUAAGCCGUGCGGUGCGUUCUACCACAAGUUUGGCUCCCUGGGUUCUCGCCCCGGUCAGUUUGACCGUCCAGCGGGCGUGGCGUGCGACAGCCAACGCCGGAUCAUCGUGGCGGACAAAGACAACCACCGUGUGCAGGUGUUCACCUUCGACGGGCAGUUCAUGCUGAAGUUCGGCGAGAAGGGCACUAAGGUAGAAACAAUCAAACAAUCUCACACACACACACACAAACACACACACACACACUCUUACUUACAGUAUACACACACACUUUAGAGCUGAACUAAUAAUGAUAUUCUACUGUACUCUAUUGUAGAACGGGCAGUUCAACUACCCCUGGGAUGUGGCGGUGAAUUCUGCAGGGAAGAUACUGGUCUCUGACACCAGGAACCACCGCGUCCAGCUCUUUGGCCCUGAUGGCUCCUUCAUCAACAAAUAUGGCUUUGAGGGCGCCCUGUGGAAACACUUUGAUUCACCGCGCGGUGUCGCCUUCAACCACGAGGACCACCUGGUCGUCACCGACUUCAACAACCACCGUCUGCUGGUGAUCCGGCCGGACUGCCAGUCUGCCCGGUUCCUGGGCUCAGAGGGAACCGGUAACGGGCAGUUCCUGCGUCCACAGGGUGUGGCUGUGGACCAGGAGAACCGGAUCAUUGUGGCCGACUCUAGGAACCACCGGGUGCAGGUAUUCGAGCCGAACGGGAACUUCUUAUGUAAAUUUGGCAUGCAGGGGAGUGGCUUCGGACAGAUGGACCGCCCCUCCGGUGUUGCUGUGACGCCCGACGGAGUCAUCGUGGUCGUCGACUUCGGAAACAACCGUAUCCUCAAGUUCUGA